This is a messenger RNA of Pseudovirgaria hyperparasitica, 2611 nucleotides long. RefSeq names its product cysteine proteinase. The record is from RefSeq and is a predicted model, not a curated record. The coding region runs from base 215 to 2440 and encodes 741 amino acids. Gene Ontology annotation, molecular function: cysteine-type endopeptidase activity; cysteine-type deubiquitinase activity. Gene Ontology annotation, cellular component: nucleus; cytosol. Gene Ontology annotation, biological process: protein deubiquitination. NCBI's taxonomy places the organism in Eukaryota, Fungi, Ascomycota, Dothideomycetes, Acrospermales, Acrospermaceae. The transcript has 2 exons.
AGCUCUCCCAACCACUGUCCUCGCAUGCCCAUGCACUGUUGAACGGGCUUCCUUGUCACUGUUAAUCUUUGCCGACGACCAAAAUUUACCAUACGCCUCUCUGCUGUUCCAUUCCUUUGGUGGAGGCUUUGCUCUCCAUGCUUUAUAAGAAACGUGCUUCGACAUAUCGCACCCGCCCUUGGUGGCCAAAGUGAAAGCACAACUGGAGACAAACAUGGAGCACACCAAUAUCUUCCACGCGCGCAAGCAACUUCUUCCUCCACAGGACAACGAAAGUGGUUAUCGCAACAUGUCUGCAUCGAUAUUAUCAACAAUCUUUUUCAUCAUCUGCGCUGGUAUCUUUUUUCACCGAGGGAGCACUGUUCACGGACUUCUAUACAAUCUUGCGGAUCUGGCAUCGCGGAUAUUAAAUGUCUACGCUCCCCGCCCGCUGUUGAACUUCGUGAUAAUACUCAGGAGGUCUCUUCAUAUACCAGGAUAUGGGUCAAGCAGAUUGAACCCUCUCCCAAGCAUGAGCAAGUUCUUACUUGGCUCGAAUGUUAGCACCGGGGUUCCUGCUGGCCUGGGAAAUUUUGAUAACUCAUGCUAUCAGAACAGCAUACUCCAGGGGCUGUCAUCCCUCCCGUCCGUGAGAAGGUUUUUUUCAAACAUGACCGUAGAGUUCGAUACAUUAGGACCCGAUUCUAUGGUGGGAACACUUGCAGACCUUCUAGACACCUUGAGUGACCCGAAGACAAACGAAAAGACGCUAUGGACACCACAAAAACUAAAGACUAUGGACAGCGUAAACCCGCAAGACGCGCACGAAUACUUUGGGUCGAUGAUGGAUGUCACAGAGAAAGAGCUUGCCGAGGCUAUGCAUGCACGUCCGCAGUCCGCUGGGCUGAAGGAGCUAGAUGGAUCAACAGCUGAGACACCUUUGGGAACACAAGUUAUGGAAGGCUUUGCCUCUGGGCAGUAUAGAAGGGAAGAAGGCAUCGCUCGUUAUGGGAAUCCACUAGAUGGUCUACUCGCAGAUCGCACCAUGUGUACGGAAUGCGGUUAUUGUGAAGGACUCAGACUGGUCAGUUUUAAUUGCCUGAUGACUCAGUUCCCGAAGAACUUUCCGCAAUGGUAUACUUUUCAGCUUGGGGACCUACUUCGCGAGUACAUGAAAUUGGAAAAAGUGGGUCCUACAUACUGUGCUCGGUGCACAUUAUUGCAGAACAAAAAAAGCCUGGAACGAUUGCUAGCCACGUGUGCUACGAAUGGCCUCUCUUCUUCAGCCGAAUUCGAAAAUACUGCCCGCGCGAGGCUUGAUUCUGUUAGAGAUCUACUGGAAUCAGAAGACUUUGGGGAGAACGACAAGAAUCUGACCAUCAAAUGCGGCAUUUCAAAGAAUAAGUGGACGGAAACACUCAAAACGAAACAGUCUGUCAUUGCCAGAGCGCCACAGUCAUUAGCUAUCCACAUCAAUAGGAGUGAAUUCGACGAAAAAACGUGGCAACUGCGAAAGAAUACCUCACCAGUCGAGUUCCCAGUCUUCCAAGACAUGUCAGCCUGGACGUUGGGUGGCUUGGAAGCUGAGAGCAAGGAUUCUCAGGAUGCUGUACAGUUGUGGAAGAUGGAUCCAAUGCAGUCUAUGCUACCAGAAGAGGAGGUAACACGCAAAGCUCUUGGGUGGCAACUCCAGUACGAGCUACGAGCCGUAGUACGGCAUCAAGGUUUCGGCCACCACAACGGGCAUUAUGUCUGCUACAAGAAACAUGCAUCCUCACUCGAAUCCACAGGGAAAUCUGACGCCAAUGAUCAUGUCGAUGUCAGUCCUGAAGAUAAACCUGAGGAGACGACAGAUCAUCAGUCUGGGCGUUGGUGGAGUUUUAGUGACGAGGAUGUUCGCCCACAGGAUGAACGAGCUGUAUUGAAAGCACCGGGAGUGUUCAUGCUAUUCUACGAGCGAAGAAUGGUAGAUCCACCUCGAUCGACAUCCUGCCGUCAGGAAGUAUCAGACACGCCCAGGCAAGCGGUGCCUCAUACGACGGAUACGACACAAGAUUUGGUUGAGCCACUUAAGGUGACGCAAGAGGGCCACAAACAAAAUGCAGAAACCCCAACAGGACGACUAGCUCAAUUGACUGAUGAUCUGAUGCGAGACUUGAAAGCUGCUAAGGGUACCAGCGAGAGCCAGAAGGACCAUGAAUCGGCAGUUCCUGAGAAGCCCAUGGCACCACUCGCCAAGCUGCCUCUUACAUCUGACACACCUUCUGAGAUUCUUAGUGGUCCUCCAGACUCAACUCCCCCAACUCCCAUAAGUUCUGCAUCAAAAUCUGAUCAGAUCCAGCCUACAGAGGGAACGUAUAGUCCAGAUAAGGAAUCAAAAUCUGUGCAUAUGCGCACAGCUGGACACCCGUCGAUGCAUCGAGGGAGGGGUGAAUCGCUCCUAAUGGUCGCGCCUACAUGAUCAAUAUGGACUAUUCAUGGAUACAGACUGUUUGCAUUAUUAUUAAGAGCCUUGGGAGCAUUUCUUCAGGCGUUGGACUCCAGGUCACACUGUAACGAUACAGGCUGCGUGGCUCAGAUACUGUACAUUGAAACUUUUAGAUACCCAUUACGACACAGCAGUAAUAAGUUC